Bombus pascuorum is the source of this 2497-nucleotide messenger RNA. RefSeq names its product DCN1-like protein 1 (gene SCCRO). The record is from RefSeq and is a predicted model, not a curated record. The transcript is spliced from 5 exons. Gene Ontology annotation, cellular component: ubiquitin ligase complex. Gene Ontology annotation, biological process: positive regulation of ubiquitin-protein transferase activity; protein neddylation. Bases 127 to 891 code for a protein of 254 amino acids. NCBI's taxonomy places the organism in Eukaryota, Metazoa, Arthropoda, Insecta, Hymenoptera, Apidae. Gene Ontology annotation, molecular function: ubiquitin conjugating enzyme binding; ubiquitin-like protein binding; cullin family protein binding.
AUUGCUUUAUAAUCUUGUUGGUGUAUUUGCAUUUCUCAGGGCCUUCACAGAACAUGCGCAUGUUCAUGUCAAGUGUAGUGCAAAGGAAAUAAUAUUUUGGCUUUCGGGGGCCUAAAAUUAACUAAAAUGCAUAAGUUAAAGUUCUCACAAAGAGACAAAGUGAAGAAAUUCAUAACUUUUACACACACUGGAGAACAAACUGCAAUAUAUUGUUUAGCACAAAAUGAUUGGAAGCUAGACUUGGCAAGUGAUAAUUAUUUCCAAAAUCCUGAGGCAUAUUGUAAAGAACCAAAAAAUACAGUAGAUAAAAAGAAAUUAGAAAUAUUAUUUAGUCGAUAUCAAGAUCCAAAUGAACCUGACAAGAUUACAGCAGAUGGAAUAAUGAAAUUUUUGGAUGAUUUGGAUUUAAGCCCUGAAAGCAAAUUAGUAUUAAUUAUUGCAUGGAAAUUCAGAGCAGAAACACAAUGUGAAUUUACUAAAGAUGAAUUUAUGAAUGGAAUGACAGACUUAGGAGUGGACAGUAUAGAUAAAUUAAAAGCCUGCUUAAGUAAUUUAGAAAAUGAAUUAAGGGAUUCUCAAAAAUUUAAAGACUUUUAUCAGUUUACGUUUAAUUAUGCAAAAAACCCAGGACAGAAGGGUUUAGAUCUUGAUAUGGCAAUUGCUUAUUGGAACAUUGUAUUAGAUGAUAAAUUUAAGUUCCUCCCUUUAUGGUGUCAAUUUUUACAGGAACACCAUAAGAGGUCAAUUCCAAAAGAUACAUGGAAUUUAUUAUUAGACUUUGCACUCAUGAUCAACCCAGAUAUGAGUAAUUAUGAUGAAGAGGGAGCCUGGCCUGUACUGAUAGAUGAUUUUGUAGAAUGGGCACAACCCCGUAUUCGUCAGUCCCUCUAACAUCUUUUUGUUACAUUUUUAACUUCAUAUAAAAAAAAGCUUUAUUUAUUCAAUUAUAAAAUCUUAUAUUCUUCAAGUGAUACUUGAUCAUAUUUUUCUGAUAGAGCAUCAUUUUACUUUGUGUACAGAAUAUAUAGCAAAGGAGUAUUACAAUUGCUAGGAUCAAUUUAGUGUAUAAUAACUCUGUAAUAUGUAAACAAAAUUAUAUAAGAGAAAAGACUAUUGCUUAUAGGCAAUAAGUUAAUUUCAUAUAAAAUUACAGGUUUUAUAUCGUUUAAUCUCAAAUUAUGUAACUAUUAAAGUUUCACAUAAGAGUUGCAUUAUUAUAUAUCUAUCUGUACAAAGUAAUAUGAUGUGAUCAGUUUGUUCGAAAAAACAAUAACAGUAAAAAAAUGUUGCUCAAUUAUCGAAGGUAUUUGCAAACAUCGGAAGAAAUCGCUGACUGUGUUCCUUUGCACGAAUUUGGCUUCGAAAAGGAAAAAUCAUAAAAUAAUUCGUUUAUACCUUUUUGUAGAUAGUAAUUUCUAGAAAUUACGUUGUUAAAAAUUGUUAUUAAAUAAAUUUUACGACACUCUACAGAACACUUGUAAUAUACAUACAAACAAAAGAAGACAGAGAGAAAUCUGUAUUUUAAACAUAUUGCUAUUUCGGCACUGGUAUACUUAUCUUUUUUACAAUCACCGACUUAAAUGGUGACAGAAAAAGAUUUGUUUUUGUUUUAUUAGUGAAGAGUAAUAUUUAUAUUGUAAUUCUGAAGUAUAAUAGAUGUUAGGGAAAAUAAAUUAAGAAUUUUUUACAAGUUUAAAUUAUGGGUUUCAUUUAUAAUUAGUGCAGAUAAAAUAUAUUUUUUUAUGAUGUCAUAAAAAUCGUGAUUAUAAAUAUUUAUUGAUUCCAAGGCAUGUUUGAAUUCGUCAAGUGAUCAAGUGAAGACAUCAAGUGAUUAAAAAAAAUGAACAACUGAUAAAAGCAGAUUUAAUCUCCAUAACAAACUUUUUACUUGUACUACAAAGUGUUGAAGUUAUAAAUAACAUUUUCAGUUUUGUAUUUUCUCCCUACUUCACAAUGCAAUAUGUGAUUAAUGCUUUUGUAGUUUAGUAAAGUACAUCAAUUUACUACUAAUCAUUUUAAUUUAUAUAUAAUACAAAGAGAUUAAAGAAAUAUAAUGUAAAAAAAUAUAUAUCUCUGCAACUUUAUGGUUAACAGUUAAGGAACCAGAACAUUAUAUCAGUUUAGAUAUAUGGACAUUGAAAGGUGCAAAGUAGAGAAUUAGCAAUAUAAAAAACACGUCGUCCAGAAAUUUUGGAUUAUAUUUUAUAAAAAUGUUAAAAUAGGUAAAAUGAAAACAGUUCGUGACGUAUGCAUUCAAUAUAAAAAGAAGAGUCCAGUAAAAUAUUGUCAGAAAUAUGUUUGCGCAAUGCAGAAAAAAUUCAUGAAAAAUGUAUAUUACAUUUUAUUUAAGUAAUACUAAAGAAAAAUACGAUUUUCAAACUUAAGCUACUUUAUUUUUUUAAUAGUUUAUGCAUUGCGUGAACACUAAAAAAUUGUAAUAGUUUUAGGAAGAAAUUGUACAUAAUGUAAAUAAAUUCGUCAGUCUUAAUCUAAAUAA